Messenger RNA from Durusdinium trenchii, 2562 nucleotides. Lineage: Eukaryota; Dinophyceae; Suessiales; Symbiodiniaceae. The record is from the annotation of a GenBank genome assembly.
AUGAGCGAUGGAGAACCCGAACCCCGACGAGCUGGUGGCGGCUUUGCGGCAGCUAGCACUGGUGGUCAGGCAGGGAGGACAGAAACGGCACCGAGGGAUCGAGACCCACCACCUGCUUACGACGGGGAGAACCCGGAAGUGACGUUCCGCCAGUAUGAGAAGCAGGUGGCUUUGUGGGAGUUCGAAACUGAGGUGCCAAAGCAGAAGCGAGGCAUCAAGCUGUUGCGCCAACUCACAGGUGUGGCAAUGACGGCCGUGGACGACAUGGAGAUCUCCGAGAUCGCAUGCGAGCAGGGGGUAAAGAACGUGUUGGGCAAGCUCCGAGAGUACUUCUUGCCGCACCUCGAGGUCUCCUUGCCGAGGGCUUUCGAGACUGCGGUCUAUGGGCCACCACGAGGAAACAAGGAGUCGUUCGCGGAGUACACGAAGAGGAUGGAGCGGGCCUUCAUCCACCUGACCAAGGAGGGCGUGGACCUGCCAGACGGGGCAAAAGGAUACAUCCUAUACCGGCAGGCCUCACUCACGGAAGCCCAAGAUCAACGGUUGUUGACCUGGGCUGAAGGCCAAUACGGUCGUGGCGAGAUCACCAAGGCCUUGAGACGGUUGGACAAGGUCAUCAAGGAGAAGGAUAAGCCCAGGGGAAGCUAUGUCGCCGAGGAGACCUACGUCCUGGAGAAUGACACCGGCAUCAACUAUGAGGCUGACGGCGAUGGAGAAGGCCGCACCUUCUAUGUGGGACUACGUCCUGAGAGCACUAGUUUUUCCAGUUCGCAGCAGGAUUUUUGGCUGCGACAGUUUGUGAAGGAGAGUCGAGCCCGACAAGAGGCCUCGGCGGAGAUUGACAUGGAAGCCAACCCCUCGAAGCGAUACAUGGAGCGGGCAUGUAUGGUCAAGGAGGGGAAGGUGAAUUUUUGUGGCAUUACCACCCAAGCGAUCGAGGGGAUAGUCGAUACAGCCGCUGAGGGUGGUUUGAUUGGGAAGGAGUCUCUUCUUCGACUCGAACGGGAACUCGCCGGUCGUGGUCUACGAGUGAAGUGGAUCCCCAAGCAAUCAUUUGCAAAGGGAGUAGGAGGCAAUGCGGUGGUCGAAGGGGUUGCUUUGAUUCCUUUGGGGCUCGGAGGCAUCAAUGGUGUUUUGGAGACCACCGUAGUCCAAGGAGAUGUGCCGUUUUUACUUCCCGUCAAACUUCUCAAGGCUUUGGAGGUGGUCAUCGAUUUGAAGAACAUGGUCAUGCAGGGGAGUUCGAGUUGGAGUCACGUUGUUUUGCUACCACAGCAAUGCCGGCUCAAUCACAUUUGGCCGACGCUCAAUUCGAUCAUUGGCCCGAAGACGCCUCUCGCCCAUCACCACCACAUGGCGUCGCUGCUGAAGAAGGCCAAGGCCUUGGUGGGCGCUACUCCUUCCACGGAUCCAGUGCCGAUGGAAGUCGGGCCGCGGGUGCACAAUCCUCGUGUACCGAUCAAGAACUGGAGAAUCGUCCUGGACAAAAUCGGCAUUUUGCUGGUCCUCGCAGCACUCCAGGGCGCAACCGACGAAUGGUGCUUGGACUUGGACUCGCAGCGGCCGGGGCGCAAGUCUUUGGAGACCAUGGCGGACUACUACUCGGAGGUGAUCGUGCGUGCGCAGGUCUUGAAGCCGCUCCAGAGCAAGAAUGCGCCUACGACUUCCGCCAGCACCUGCGUGCAUCCCAAAUCGAGUCUCAAAGGGGGCGGAAAUGGCUCGAGCUCGUACAUAGUGCGCCGAGCGUGCCAUACCAGAUGGGCCCAUUCCGAACGGGCAGCAGAUGUCCAGAAGAAGAUCAAGGACGGCCCCUUGAGCCUGAAGAACCCGAAGGGGGAACCUACAUCGCCGACGAGCCCGGGUACAUCCACUCCGGCACCAAGGACACCGUUGAGGAGCGAGGGGAAAAUCCUGGACGAUGCGGUGUUGGCCACCCCUCCAUCUGGAGGAGAGACUUUGGAGGCUCUGAUGGCCAUGAAGCAGGAUCUGAGGGUCGAAAUGGGCACUCAUGCCCAGAUGAUGCUGCAGCAGCUGGGGAACGAACAGGCGGCCUCCACCAUUCAGCAGUCCCAGAUGAACGCGGUCCAGCUUCAGCAGAUCGCGGAAGAGGUGAAGAGAGCCACUGUGGCCAACCGCGAGCAAGAGAUCAGGCAGGAGAAGCUCAUGCAGAUGCUGAUCCAGGCCAAGACCCCGGAGGCAACCCACGAUCCCCGAGCAAGCUCGAGGCGGUCACCCCCACCAAAGGUGACCAAGCACUGCCUAUGCGGGAAGCCAGCCGAGGCUCUGAUCGUCAAGAAGGACGGACCGAGGAAGGGACGCAUGUUUUGGAAAUGUGUCCAACGUCGUUGCGACCUCUUCGAAUGGAUCGACGAGAGGGACCAGGCCGACAUCGACGAGGUGAAGACGGCGGCCUCAUCAUUGAACCCAAGGAGGUCCAAGAGUCCGAAGAGGGAGGCCCCAGCGUCAGCUCCAACGGUGGGGAACAGCUGGUGCCAGGUGUCCGUGAACAGCAGCCGGGCGGAGAACGUGCCGGUGGUGGAUGUGGACGAGUUCGACGGCUAG